Molecule: messenger RNA, 1616 nt
Organism: Perca fluviatilis (European perch)
Lineage: Eukaryota; Metazoa; Chordata; Actinopteri; Perciformes; Percidae
Gene: ccdc74a
Exons: 7
Coding region: 349-1290 (313 amino acids)
Source: RefSeq, a predicted model, not a curated record
GCUUCAUCAACUGUGGGCGGAAAAUAGCAUCGUUAAAUGUUGGUUGUCACGGCAACGUUGUGUGUGAGUGGAGCGCAUGUCAAAUGAGUGCUAAGGUAAUUCAUGGUACUUGAGCUGUUUACAAGCUCCAGACUUUAGCAAACUAGUCAGUCGGCUUAUGUGGGAUAACAAUGUAACGUUAGGUUGACCUGUCUUCACUGGAAUACAACGGUAAGAUAAUAAAACAGUUAGCUAAUGGUGCUAGUUAGUUAGCUAGAUAGUUAACAGUGAGUUUGUGCGGAAACAAUUCGUCGCCUGCUUGCUAGCAGAUGAGGCUAGAAUGGUUCGUUAGCUGAAUGAACCAAAGCAAUGUCAAGUCAUAACCUUCCACCGGUGCGGCAUUUGCCACAAUGGACUCGGGUUGGGCGCCUCGGAAAGCCCUGCUCCCCUCGGCGUUUACCGGCGAACCAUCUGCAGCCGCUGCCUGUCGCCCCGUCAGCGGACACAGGAGUGUGGAGAGCAGCAGAGGCGUCCUUUCACAGCGACAUGGACCCCCGCGUCGCAUCACUGCAGAGGAAUAUCCAGUUCCUUCAGCAACAACACAAGGAAACUCUUGAGAAACUCCAUGCAGAGAUAGAGUCUCUCAGGCGGGAUAAUAAAGAGUUGCAGUAUAAGCUGAUAAUGGAACCUCCCAAGUCAAGUAGAAAAGGAAUGACACACAGUCGACGAGGCAUCAGACCACCCACUCAGGGAAGUGAAGCCCGUACAGGACUCUACCUGGAGGAGCCGCUACAGGACAUGCGGCCCGCACAAGACCAAGCAAUAAGCAGUGAAGAGGACGGCGACUUUCUGGGAUCUGCCAGACAGGACCAUGGCCCAGAGGGGAAGGGGGGCCUCAUCACCUCAUUACAGCCUCUACGAAUUCACAGCAAUCCCGCCCAUCCACCACGUGCCCCCACACUACAGGAGUGUGAGGUCAUCAUCCGGCAGCUCUACAAUGCUAACAGUUUACAGUCUCAAGAAAUUAUACGUGUUAAGGCAUUGCUGAGAGAUAUUGUUUUGAGCAAGAAAAUCACCCCAGAAAACUACAUUCUGACCAAGGCCUACUUGGUUGAUGGCACCCGCAAAUCUUCAGAAGAAAAGAAAUUUCCAAAACUUGGUCUUCAAACAUUUCCAGAAAGAAUGUCUGGACCCUCUCAGUCUGGAGUGGUCCUCCCAGCCCUCAAACAGAGCCUCAGCUCCACCAUUGCAGAGAGACAGAGGAGGACCCGUGCUGUGCAGAGAGACCGUUUCAAAAGGACGGUGCAUUGACAGAAUCAAAACUACCACACGGCUUUUCACAAUUUUUCUGAAAAACCUUAUUCACAAAAACUGUGUGUACAGGUAUGGAUAUCCAUAUAAACUAUUGAUGUCCUAUGAUUUGAUUUUUGAUCUUUUUUUUAUUGAAAAAAAAAAAAGAUCCAUAGACUUAAAAGCUUUUAAUUGUGCACAUGUCUCAAAUCUAGCUUCAUACUGGGAAUGGUAAAUGUAUUUAUUUAUUUUUUACCAAACAAUGCAUUUUAGGACAUUUGAAGUUCAACAUCUCUAACUUAAAGUGAUGGUUCGGAGUAAUUCACCCUAGGGUCCUUUGCACCAUG